Messenger RNA from Carcharodon carcharias (great white shark), 2356 nucleotides. RefSeq names its product cytochrome P450 26B1 (gene cyp26b1). The transcript is spliced from 7 exons. Gene Ontology annotation, molecular function: iron ion binding; oxidoreductase activity, acting on paired donors, with incorporation or reduction of molecular oxygen; heme binding. Bases 322 to 1857 code for a protein of 511 amino acids. The record is from RefSeq and is a predicted model, not a curated record. Gene Ontology annotation, biological process: sterol metabolic process. NCBI's taxonomy places the organism in Eukaryota, Metazoa, Chordata, Chondrichthyes, Lamniformes, Lamnidae.
CACCCUCACUGUCCCUGUCGCCUCCUCCUUCCCCCCCCAACUCUCCCUCACACCUUCUCUCCAUUCCUGCCCCCCACUCUCUCUCCUUCGCCUUUCUCAUGUCACCAUUUGCUUUUCUCUGUCACUCGCAUUUCCUCCCUCUCUGUCUCUCUGUCUCUCUCUCUCUGUCUCCCUGCUCCUACCACCUCCCUCUCACACAACUGUCUCCUCUAGUCGCUGUUUCCCUCUCUCUUUCUCUCUCUCUCUCUCACUCACUCACUCACUACUCUGUCCGCAACCUCCAGUACAAAAUCCAGCCGAAACCCUCCGGAAUACCCGAGGAUGUUUUUGGAAGGUUUGGAGCUGGUUUCUGCGGUGGCUACGGUAACUGCUUGCCUGGUGUCUGUGGCUCUGCUGGCUGCUGUCUCCAGACAACUUUGGCAAUUCCGCUGGACGGUGACCCGGGACAGAAGCUGCAAUUUGCCGAUUCCUAAGGGCUCUAUGGGAUUACCUCUCAUCGGAGAAACCUUCCACUGGCUGGUCGAGGGGUCCAGAUUCCACUCAUCGAGACGUGAAAAAUAUGGCAAUGUGUUCAAGACGCACCUUCUAGGCCGCCCCCUGAUCCGUGUGACCGGCUCUGAGAAUGUGAGGAAGAUCCUGAUGGGUGAACACACUGUGGUGAGCAGCCAGUGGCCCCGCAGUACCAGGAUGCUUCUGGGUUCCACCAGCCUGGUCAACUCCAUUGGUGAUAUUCAUCGCCACAAGAGGAAGAUCUUUGCCAAGGUUUUCAGCCACGAUGCCCUGGAAUGUUACCUUCCCAAGAUCCAGCAAGCUAUCCAGGAUGGUAUCCGAGACUGGAGCAGCAGUGGAGAAGCCAUCACAGUUUACCAGGAGGCUAAGAAACUGACAUUCCGCAUUGCAGUCCGGGUAUUACUGGGAUUCCGUGUUUCCGAGGCUGAACUAAAUCUUCUGUCGGAAAGUUUUGAACAGCUUGUUGCCAAUCUCUUCUCCUUACCUCUCGACUUUCCAUUUAGUGGUUACAGGAAGGGUAUGCGAGCCCGGGACAAUCUUCAUAAGUAUCUGGAAAAAGCCAUCAGUGAGAAACUACAGUGCAAACAAGAUAAAGAUUACUCUGAUGCAUUGGACAUCCUGAUAGACAGUGCCAGGGAGCAAGGGAAAGAGUUCACCAUGCAGGAGCUGAAGGAGUCCACGGUGGAACUGAUCUUUGCUGCCUUCGCAACCACCUCCAGCGCGACGACAUCGCUGAUCCUCCAGCUCCUGCAGCACCCCGUGGUACUGGAGAAGUUGCGGGAGGAGCUGAGGAGCAACGGGCUCCUUCACAAUGGCUGCAAGUGUGAGGAGACCCCCAGGAUGGCUGUGGUGGCACGCCUCAAGUAUCUGGACUGCGUCAUCAAGGAGGUUCUACGUCUGCUUCCACCCGUCUCGGGCGGUUACAGGACAGCACUGCAGACCUUUGAGUUGGACGGGUGUCAGAUUCCCAAAGGCUGGAGCGUUCUGUACAGCAUCCGGGACACGCAUGACACGGCUCCCAUAUUCCAAAACGUUGAGGUCUUUGACCCUGACCGCUUCGGAGAAGAUCGGGAUGAGAACAAAGGCGACCGGUUCAGUUACAUCCCGUUUGGAGGGGGCGUCAGGAGCUGCCUGGGCAAAGAGCUGGCCAAGCUCAUCCUGAAGGUGCUGGCAAUGGAGCUGGCCAGCACUAGCAGGUUCGAGCUGGCCACCAGGACUUUCCCCCGCAUGUUGACGGUGCCGGUUGUUCACCCUGUGGACGGGUUGAAAGUCAAAUUCUCUGGACUCGAUUCCAACCAGAACGAGAUAGACCCAGAGACAGAGUCAAUGCUGGGCUCCACAGUGUAACAGGGCCAGCCCCAGUAUUCUGCCACCUCUCACCAAACCCCACUGAAGCAACAAUGAUAAAACAAGUACACCUGAAUUUAAAAAAAAAAACUCUUUGAUAAACUAACGAAUAAGGCAAUAAAAGCCAAAAUAGCCCUUUGAGAAAACCUGCUUACUGAAUUUUCGUUGUGUCUGGUAUUAUAAGAGAAGGCGAUUACGGAUGGAAAAAAAUUCACGGGACAGUUACAAAGAGAGAAUUACAACUGAGAAGGCAAUGAAUUGUAUUUCUGGACAAAUGGAAGGGAUAGGGAGCGGAGGAGGAAGAGAAGCAUUAGAAGAGGAUUUGACCAACCUGAGUUGGAGAAACAAGAGAGAGAGCGAGAGAUGAGAGAGAGGGGAGGAAAAGAUAUCAGAAGAAAGUUGGUGGAAGAGAAAACCUUUUGAGAUCAACGGAAGACAAAAGACUAUCUUUUAAAAAAAAACACAUAUAUAUCCUGCGUUCCUACUUAAAGUAUAUAUA